AUGGCCGAUUGGAAUGAUCAGUAUAGUAGCUUCGAUUGGGAGGAAUCCUACAAUAGUGAGUUGGACGUCUCUUUAGACGAAGGAAGGAAGCAUCAUGUUCAUACAAAGAAGAUUACUUUGUCGGUUAAUGCUUCAAAGACAAAUAACAAUUACCCCACGGAUCAAUCCGGUCCAUUGGUACAGGCCGAUAGAUUAGAUCAACCCAUUGCUAAGUCUCAUAGCCACAUCUCUGAUAAUACCCUACAGACCUUCAAGAACACGCACAGACGAAGACAGCAAAGAGAAGGACAGAACGAACACAGUAUGCACAACUAUUCGAUCAAAGAGCGACAAGACAGUGGUGCCUUUGUUUCAAGAGACAGGCAGCAUCGUGAGGAUAGAUACGAAUCCCAUGGUAACCGCAAGAACAGGAGAUCUUUCCAUGACACAGUGGAGUCGCCUGUUCGCCAAACCAAUCGGCAUGCAAAACAAAAUAAGAGCGCUUUCAAUGAGCAAAAGCAGCAUUUAGACGAUAUUGUGAGCUCCUCUGUCAUUCUCACACGGAAUAGGCAGGUGUUCUCUAGACAAGGCCAAGACUUAUAUCAAACGCCGUCCCUUAAGGACAUACGCAUACAGGAUGGCAAAACAGUCAAUAUUCCAGCUACUUUUUCACAUGGAUCCUCUUCGAACGACGCUCGGGUAGUUCCUCGAGCAUCCUCAGAGCUGCCUAGACCACACACCGAUGCCGGUGCAUUGGACCAAAGCACAGAUAUUAUUAUGGAUCUACCGUGUCCAACAUCUUCUGUUCCAGCGAAGCCUUGUCCCAAUGAGGAGCCAGUCCCGAUCCCGGUCUCAGUUGUCAGUAAUAAUUUAGAUAUCACAGAUAUGGUCUCACCGAUGGAGGCACUAGCAAGUAGUACGCCGAAGGAGCCUGGCGCUGCUGGAGGCAAGGCUGUAGUCAUAAAGCAAAAGGGGCCAGACCACAGACCUGAACACAAGAGUACAGACUUUAGGGGCUCUAGCCACUUGAACACAAUUGAUUCACACAACGUCUCUAUUUCGUCUAUAACAACUGAUGACCACGAUCGUGGAUCGCCUGUCAAACAACAACUGGGGCGAGGAUCAGUAACUGGUUCUCGUAUAUCCGUCGUUUUUGCCGAUGGAACGUCGUUGCAAAAAGACAACAGCUACGAUAAACAGAGCGAUGCUAAACCCCAGCCAUCAGUUGAGGCCAGCAAAGACUCAAAAAAUGCCCCCGUAAGACCAACACGAAGCAGCAAUAGAGGCAGUAAUAAAUCGAAGCUAAAUCCAAAUGAUGAGGAUCCAAAGUCCGUGACUGCCAAGAUUAGCAUCAAAAUUGAUGCUAGGAGUUGCUCCCUUGACAAAGGUAAUAAUAAAACUGACCAUCAAGAGGGACCCUCACCCGAGUCACAUGCAAGCACGAAGAGUAUCAAGCAGAUAAUAGUGGUUCUGCCAAAUGAGGAACCGAUCUAUUCAGACUUUCGCUCAGCACGCAUCAAACUGCCUUCUUCCGUGUGGAGGAUUCCAUGA
This is a messenger RNA of Giardia duodenalis, 1530 nucleotides long. RefSeq lists its product as uncharacterized. The record is from RefSeq and is a predicted model, not a curated record. NCBI's taxonomy places the organism in Eukaryota, Fornicata, Diplomonadida, Hexamitidae. The transcript has a single exon. Bases 1 to 1530 code for a protein of 509 amino acids.